This is a messenger RNA of Sarcophilus harrisii (Tasmanian devil), 2888 nucleotides long. RefSeq names its product transmembrane protein 123 (gene TMEM123). The record is from RefSeq and is a predicted model, not a curated record. Bases 1 to 1314 code for a protein of 437 amino acids. Lineage: Eukaryota; Metazoa; Chordata; Mammalia; Dasyuromorphia; Dasyuridae. The transcript has 5 exons. Gene Ontology annotation, cellular component: cytoplasmic vesicle.
AUGUGUCACCUGGACGAAAUAACGGAGACCCACCCGCACCGGCCCCUCGGAGUAGGGGUGGGCAACUGCACCAACUCCUUUUUUUUUCCCCCAGCCAUUCCAGCCACUUUUGUCUUCUCAUUUUCCGUUGCAGUCUACGCAAACAACCUCAAAGUCAGCCCUAGUGAAAACUACUUUUCAAAGACUUCCUCUUUAUCGGAGCGCUCCGAACCGACCGACAAGAAAAAAUUUCCAUUUCCGAAAAGAAAGGAAAACGUUCACACGCACGCACUAGUAGGCAAGUUUGCAAGACGGGGUGACUCCACACUCGUCCGUCCCCGUUCCCUUGCUCUAAGCUUGCCUCCGCCGGGAAGCGGAGGAGCCAGCCUUCACCACGCCCAGUAUUGCGCGCUGGGCCCCCGCAGCGCUGCGCUCCGCCCCGCCUCGCGUCCAUCUCGCCCUCCCCGGCUCUUCCCUCCCCGCCCGCCCUGCGCAGGUUCUCGGGCUGCUCUAGUUGCCCGCCCUCUUCGCUGCUCGGGGGCUCCCGAACCCUAUUUGGUCAUCCGGAGAGAGCGCGGAACGAGCGAGCGAGCCAGGCAGCCUGCGCGGAGCCAGCGCUGCGCGCAGGAGGAACGGAAAGGACCACGUUGCGGGCUCCGCUCAGCGCUUGGGGAGCGAGGACUGGCGUUGGCCGCAGCCUCCGCGCAGAGCUCGCGCCACUCUGUCCCACCGACUAGCCGGUGGCCUGUCUCCUUCGGAACAAUGAGACUCCCCGCCGUAGCGACUUCAGCUCCCUUACUCGUGGCUGCGCUGCAGGUGCUGUUCCUCUUGGGAGCUGCGCACAACUCAAAACCCAGCACCAACCAGACUGAAAAUGGAAAUACUGCCAAUGACACGAUGGGGCAGCUAAACCUGACCUCUUCUACCUUCAAACCUGUGACUGUGCCGCCACCUGCCAAGACGUUAGCCCCUGCCAACAAAACGACUGAAGCCCCUCAGGUAACAACCAGGUCGUCCACCCCUGUGACGAACAGCACCGCAAUACCUUCGACAACAACAAGGAGCGCACCUCAGACCACAACAGCCCACAGUGCCUCAAAGUCGUCAGCUUCUACCACCAGCAACAGUACAGUGACAACCACUGCUGCACUGACCACAGCCACAGCCAACAUCAAUGCCCAAAUAAGUAAAGGAUCAAAAUUUGACAUUGGCAGCUUUGUUGGUGGCAUCGUAUUAACUCUAGGAGUUUUAUCUAUCCUCUACAUUGGAUGCAAAACGUAUUAUUCAAGAGGCAUUCGAUACAGAACCAUUGAUGAACAUGAUGCUAUCAUUUAAAGAAAAUCGUCCAAAAACCAAAGCAGAGGAAGAAGACAAUUCGACCCUCAUCGUUAAUUUCAGAAAAUCUUUCCCUCUUGAAAAGCAUAAAAACCAACCCUACCUACCAAGUAAAAUAUAUUCUAUGAAUGUGUAAAACUUCUCCAUGGUCACUAAAGGUAAAAAAGGGUUGUUGCAUUUGUUUUCAUGUUAUUUGUUUUUUAACGACAAGGCUAGACAGUUUCAAGAUCACAAAUUAACACAAAGCUUGUAUCCUCUUCCCACAAAUACACUUAAAAACAAAUGAGUUUUGACACAGUGAAAGCCAUUUGUGGUGCUGUGAAAUUGACUCCAUAGAGUCAGCAAUUGGAAGGCAUCCACAUGGAAAGGCAGGGAUAUCAUCUGGGCAUCCAUCCACCGGGGAUGGGGGAGGGACCACUGAUGCCUUGGCUGAUCAUGACUCUCACUCUUUGGAAGUGCCCUUACUUCAUGAGCACAUAAUUUCCAGCAGCGGGGUAUACCCCCAAAAUAUAGAAACCUUCCAGUUUGUCAGUGGUAUAGAUGCAACAGAAACUACCCUACCAGCUAGCAAAGAUUGGGGGUGCUGAAUUAGAAUCAGGCUUAAAAUGUGGCCCUUUUUUCUUCAGACAGCACACACAAUGUUCAGUGCAGUUUUUUAAAAAUUCUUCUCUAACUCCCCCUCAUCUCAAAACCCCAAACUUUCAGAAUUUUUGCUUUAGAGAGUUUUACCUGAGCUGUGUUCCAUUAGGGAUGCCAGCUGGAGAGUUUGGAUUUUUAUUUUUUAACUUCAUUUGGGCUUUUAAUCAUAGUUGAGAGGCAAUCUUAUUUUUACUUUUCUUUGUCUUAGUUUUGAUGAAUUAUGUUUUACAUGCUGUAAUUACGGACUAGCUGUUAGGAACAAACAAAUCAGAUUGACAUGACAGGAAAGAGCUUACACUGUGGAUUUUUUUUUUUUAAAUACUGUGAAAAUAUAGACUGCCACUGGAAAUUUCUUCUGAUACUAUCAGCUACAUUCAGAAAUGUCUAAGGAAGUCUCUCCCACCUUCAUUUAAAACAAACAACUUAACUCUUUUUGUGAUUCUUGGCCUCUUUUAGGGCAGUGUAUAUAGUAGAGAUACUAUACUAAUGAAAGCACAGUGCAUUCCUGGGACACUUGUAUUAUUAGGAGUAAGUGCCCAGAGCUCUCUGUUUGACCCAGUGUGUAGCCCAGCAUGUGAAUCUCAGGGCAAGUCAAGAUUGGGGUGGGGUAUCUAGUCAGGAUGAAAAGAAAUUCCUAACAAGCAACCAAAGUAAACCACCGAAAAAUCCAUAUUAUCUAGGAUGCAAUGAAGACUUCCUUAGGUACACCUGGAAUUAACCAUUAACAGGAGCAUAAGGAAUAUUUUUCUAACCAGUUCUUAUCUGCAGCAAAUCCUAGCUAUCAAAUGGACAUUAAAUUACUAUGCCUUCUUACUGUACACAGUGGCCAAGGGAUAUGAUUAAUGUAGGGACUGGUAACCACUGAUCCCAAAGACCAAGCUGUGCAAGUUAAGAGUCCGUCUGAUGCUGCAUUGGUUUUUUUUAAAAAAAAAAAA